Molecule: messenger RNA, 4325 nt
Organism: Tachysurus vachellii
Lineage: Eukaryota; Metazoa; Chordata; Actinopteri; Siluriformes; Bagridae
Product: histidine-rich glycoprotein-like
Exons: 3
Coding region: 1499-2431 (310 amino acids)
Source: RefSeq, a predicted model, not a curated record
UUACAGCCCACAGGGAGCACAGGACUCCAGUCAAACAAAGGGAAUGUGUGCUCGAUGACUGCACCGUGUGCGUGGCCCAGGAGAAGGUGCUGGAAAAGACCCGGGUGAACCAGUUGGGUCGUCAGUAAAAGGCUCUGAGAUCCUGUCGAUCGGUGCUUUCUCACGUGAGCACAUCUUAAACAGACGACGUACGUGUUGACAUCAUUAUGCAAGAAUAAACAUAACCAGCCCUGAUAAGUUUCAUGUUUAACGCCCUUGUUCCGAUACGUUCUCGUUACCAUGGAGACAACUCAGGUAUUAAGUCAAAUGCGGUAGGUAUUGAAUCCGAUUCAGUUCGCUCUGAAUGGAAUGCUGUAGAUACCUAAGAUAUCUAAUGCUGUGAGUACUAAAUGGGAUGUUUUAGGUACUAAAUAAAACGCUGUAGGUACUGAAUCGAGUGCUGGUCGAGUUCAUUUUAAAUACACUUGAGCAGUUUCCAAAUCAACAUCACAUCGCUGUAAAAAUGAGUAAGACUGUGUUUAAAAAAAAAUGGGAAGUGAAAGUGAAAUUGUCAUGCUGCUUUCCAAAAUGUGCAAAAUACGGUGAAAAAUGCGGAUGUAUCACAGUUCUGGAGCAGAUCCGGAGUGUGUGAAACAGUAGACACUAUCUGUGUGUGUGUGUGUGUGUGUGUGUGUGUGUGUGUGUUGUUUGCUCAGGCUUCAGCUUGCCAUGCACUUACUCACCCUGCUCUCCAGUUACUGAGCAAAGAGCGCAUUAAAGCCAGAGAGUUAAGACUGCAUUAAAGGCGAAUGAUGCCAGGCUCAGAUCCUCUCAAGUGCUUAGAGAAAGAGAGAGAGAGAGAGAGAGAGAGAGAGAGAGAGAGAGAGAGAGAGAGAGAGAGAGAGACAGAGAGGAGGAAAGGAAGAAAGGCCAGUGCUGUUGAAAUAUUGAUGAGGUGAAAACAGCUGUGCCACAGCCAGUAAACUGCUUCUCUCCACAUCUUGUCCUUCCUCACAGGAACAGACCCAUCACUUACCAUCAGCCCCAACACACUGCUGAGGCUCGUUUAUGAUACCAGUCGAUUGAGCUGGAUGUUUAUAAUGCAUUCCAGAGUGAUCAGAAGCUGAUACAGGAGCUUGAGUAGAGCCUCGCUGAUCUACAGGAGGGCUGCGUGCUUCUGCUGUUACACAACGUGGAUUAAAUCAUCAUCAUCAUCAUCAGCAGCAGCAGCAGAAGCAUGAGUAACAGGAUCUUCUAGCAGGCUGAAGCACCACAGCGUAUGCUGGGACAAAGCCAUCUUCUCUCUGAAGAGCUUUAAAUAGUGUAAAAGGAAAUAAAGGAGAAGUAUUCCGACACUAAAAGCACACACGUGGGAAUAUUCCUGGGUGCUUCUGGAUGCACAACCUUCUCCGUGUAGCGUCUCCACGUCCUACAGCUUCGACCUCGUCCCUGAUGUUCCAGGAAAAGAAGAUAAAACAGACACGUCGGGCGUCAGACUGUCUCUAUAGAGCUGGACUGGAUGUGUGAGAGAAAUAUCUCACCUCUACUGCAAACCUGGAUCAAACACAUUCCUGCUGAGUCCAACACAUACACACUCACACACACACUCACACACACUCACACACACUCACACACUCACACAGUCACUCACACACACACUCACACACACAGUCACUCACACACACACAGUCACUCACACACACACUCACACACACUCACACACACUCACACACUCACACAGUCACUCACACACACUCACACACUCACACACAAACACACUCACACACUUACACAGUCACUCACACACACACUCACACACACAGUCACUCACACACACUCACACACUCACACAGUCACUCACACACACACACACUCACACACACACACACACUCACACACUUACACAGUCACUCACACACACACACACACUCACACACACACAGACACACACACAAAAACACACACACACACUCACACACACACACACACACUCACACACACACUCACACACACUCACACACACACACACUCACACACACAAACACACUCACACACUUACACAGUCACUCACACACACACACUCACACACACACACACUCACACAGACACACACGCUUACACACAUACACACACGCACAUUCACACAGACACACACUCGCAUGCACACACACACUCACACACACUUAGACAGUCACACACACACACACACUCACACACACACAAACUCACACACACACACUCACACACAGUCACUCACACACACACACACACACACACACACACACACACACACACACACACACACACACACACUCACACACAAACACACACACACUCACACACUCACACACACACAUGCACACACACAGACACACACAACAUGCUUUUCCGCUUCUUGCUGGACAAGUUUCCAUCAUGGUGCAGACUUUCAUGUAGUGUAAAGAACAGAUGAGUUAUCUGCUUGUCCAGAUGUUCAACAUUCAGCAGAACCUUCUAAAAGUAUUGAAGAACACGUCCUGCUGGAGAAACCUUCAUCAUAAUUCAGUAGUUUUUUAGAAAAGGUUUGAGAAAGUUUUUUUUCCUCACACAAGACCUUUUUAUUUUAUUUAUUAUUUAUUUUUUUAAUAGCACUUAGAGAAAUCAAGCGUGAGUCGAGGAACAAGUGGAAAAAAGGACGAAGUUCUGGAGGAAUAAAAUGUCUGGAGAAAGUCACUUCAUCCAACUUUGUUUAAUAAAAACAACACGGCUUGUAUUCUGGGAUGUUCACUAUUGCGUGUGAUGUAACAUCUCAGACAGGUACAGUCGAGUCACACACACACACACAUACACAUACGCUUCUCUUCAUGUUCUUGCUUUUUUUCUAUCUGAAGCUUCCUGGAACAACUGAGAAGAAAAACAAACAUGGAGGAUAAAGUGGUGAGGGAGAAUAAGAGGGACUCGAGAUUUCAUUGCCAAUUUUCACACACACACACACACACACACACACACACACACACACACACACACACACACACACUAAUACUUCUUGUAUUUACACGUCAACAAUGAGCAGCUCUUUUACUCAUGACUACUUGAGUUUUUUGGGUAACAAAAUAAAUCAAAUCAUACUCAGCUAGUUAGUUAGCUGAUACUAGUUAGGGUUGGUUAGAGAACACUUAUGUUUUACAGUGUGAGCCAUUUUUUUUAAUUAAAAGCACAAGGAAACAUCCAGAGAACCCCAGAGGAACUCAUGAGGAACAUCAUUGUUUCCUAGGAACAUAGGAGAAGCUGCAAGGGUAGAUUUUUUUUUUUUUUUUUUUUUUUUUUUUAAAGAAUUAAUGAAUGUUUAUUUUUGGUUUUUUUUUUUGGUCAGUUUUUUUAAUUAAUCACUAAGGACAAAGGUCAUUCAAACACAAACAGCAUGGAGGCUCUACGGCCUUCAGCUUCACCACUGGUGCUUUCACAGCCCUGGUACAUUUCAGAUGCUUACAUCUCCCCCAUCAACACUUAGGGCUCGAAAUAAAACUGGGCGAGAUCCGUGUCGUGAUUUCCGGAAGAAGCGCCCUAUUAAAGUACAGGCAAAAGGAUGGAGGGAGGGGAGGACGAGGGGAUGAGUGAUUCAUCCCGUUCCGUAGGCAGUUUAUUUUGGUAUCAUUGAGACAACGAACUUCAGGGGGGAAGUCGAGGAGAGUUGGAGAGAUGAAGAGCAAACGCAUAUCACGGCUGGAGGAGGACGAGGCCUGUGACGUCAGCGGUGAUGCAAACAGAAAUCUCCAGCGUUCACUGAAACAUCGGUGGUGAUGUAAAUAGGACAGGACGUGGGAUAAAAAAAAAAACAAUGAGGAUCCUAAACACCCACAAAUACUUAGACAUCACUUACCUCAUGCAGGUUUCCUCCCCAGACUCCCACAACACUUUACCACUGGCUCGCAAACGGAAGCAGAGCUUUGGCUCGGAUCUCGGAUCGGACCCGAGAGUGACGUCAAAGAGACGAGAGUCACAGAGACCAAUUUAUUUAUACUGUAUCUGUCAUAUUACUCACACAUUCUGUAGUGCUGAUAUUUAUAUAACAGGUUUAUACUCCACCAAUGAGAACUGUGACUCUCUACAGAACAUGUGGUAGCCUAAUGGUUAAGGUGUUGGGUUACCAAUUGGAAGGUUGUGAGUUCGAUCCCGGGUCCACCAAGCUGCCACUGUUGGGCCCCUGAGCAAGGCCCUUAACCUUCAAUUGCUCAGCUGUAUAAAAAUGAGAUAAUGUAAGUCGCUCUGGACCUAAGGGUGUCUGCCAAAUGAUGUAAAUGUAAACAAAUGUGAACAGAAACUUAUGAGACGUUUACAAUCAUAAACAAAUAAACGUCUGAUGGUGA